Tupaia belangeri chinensis (Chinese tree shrew) is the source of this 4464-nucleotide messenger RNA. RefSeq names its product nicotinamide nucleotide transhydrogenase (gene NNT). The coding region runs from base 371 to 3631 and encodes 1086 amino acids. Lineage: Eukaryota; Metazoa; Chordata; Mammalia; Scandentia; Tupaiidae. Gene Ontology annotation, cellular component: mitochondrial inner membrane. Gene Ontology annotation, biological process: proton transmembrane transport; NADPH regeneration. Gene Ontology annotation, molecular function: oxidoreductase activity; NADP binding. The record is from RefSeq and is a predicted model, not a curated record. The transcript is spliced from 22 exons.
AAGAGGUUUCGGCUGUCGCUGGGAGUGUAAAGGCCCCUUGGGGUAACUGGCUUUUGCGCUCACAGGCGGCGUUUCAUGAAGUCGCGGUCGCGGACGGAGAGGGCAGGCAAUCAGGCGGAGGGGAGGCGGGCUGGUAGAAGGCAGGGGCAGAGAGGGGGCGCUGGGCCCCGGGUGGGGGCAGCGCUAUCGUCACGUGGCCGUCGCCGCGGGCUCGAGGCUGUUCUUCCGGGUUGGAGGCGCAGAGCCGCGGGGCGCGAUCCCGCGUCUGCCAGCGCGGCGUCCCCUUGAGGCCCGCGGUGCGCAGCCUUUGGCCGCCCGGCCUCUCUGCCCAGGAAACUGGGGAUUCAGAAAGUUGGAAGCUCGUAUCAACAUGGCAAACCUACUGAAAACAGUGGUGACUGGCUGUUCAUGUCCUUUGCUUAGCAAUUUGGGGUCCUGUAAGGUUCUACGUGGCAAGAAGGAUCUUUUACGGACAUUUCAUACUCAUCAGGUGCUGUGGUGUAAAGCCCCUGUAAAACAAGGAACCCCAUAUAAGCAACUGACUGUUGGAGUACCCAAGGAGAUUUUCCAAAAUGAGAAGCGAGUGGCGUUGUCUCCUGCCGGCGUUCAGGCCUUGGUCAAGCAGGGUUUUAAUGUUGUUGUGGAGUCAGGUGCAGGCGAAGCUUCCAAAUUCUCAGACGACCACUAUAGAGCAGCAGGUGCCCAAAUCCAAGGGACGAAGGAAGUGCUGGCUUCUGAUUUGGUGGUCAAAGUGCGAGCCCCAAUGGUUAAUCCGACACUAGGUGUUCAUGAAGCUGACCUUUUAAAGACAUCGGGAACACUGAUUAGUUUUAUUUACCCAGCCCAAAAUCCAGACUUGCUAAACAAACUUUCCAAAAGAAAAACUACAGUUCUGGCAAUGGACCAGGUUCCAAGAGUCACGAUUGCUCAGGGAUAUGAUGCAUUAAGCUCCAUGGCCAACAUUGCUGGUUAUAAGGCUGUUGUCCUAGCAGCAAAUCAUUUUGGACGUUUUUUUACUGGUCAGAUCACAGCUGCUGGAAAAGUUCCUCCAGCUAAGAUUCUGAUAGUUGGUGGUGGUGUUGCUGGGCUUGCUUCUGCAGGUGCUGCAAAGUCUAUGGGUGCAAUUGUUCGCGGCUUUGAUACCAGAGCUGCAGCUUUGGAACAGUUCAAGUCUCUUGGUGCUGAGCCCUUAGAAGUGGACUUGAAGGAGUCUGGUGAGGGACAAGGAGGAUAUGCGAAAGAGAUGUCCAAAGAGUUCAUUGAAGCUGAAAUGAAACUGUUUGCUCAACAAUGCAAGGAGGUAGACAUCCUUAUCAGCACAGCACUCAUUCCAGGUAAAAAAGCUCCAGUUUUAUUUAGUAAAGAAAUGAUUGAGUCAAUGAAAGAAGGUUCAGUGGUUGUGGAUCUAGCUGCUGAGGCGGGCGGAAACUUUGAAACCACUAAGCCAGGAGAACUUUAUGUUCAUAAGGGGGUUACGCACAUAGGCUAUACUGACCUUCCCAGCCGAAUGGCCACUCAGGCCAGCUCCCUGUAUUCCAACAACAUCACCAAACUCCUGAAGGCCAUCAGCCCAGACAAAGAUAAUUUUUAUUUUGAAGUGAAAGAUGACUUUGACUUUGGGACGAUGGGUCAUGUCAUCAGGGGAACUGUAGUGAUGAAGGAUGGUGAAGUAAUUUUCCCAGCUCCUACACCGAAAAAUAUUCCUCAGGGUGUCCCAGUAAAGCAGAAAACAGUGGCUGAGUUGGAAGCUGAAAAAGCAGCUACCGUCACACCCUUCAGAAAGACAAUGACAACAGCUUCUGUAUAUACAGCAGGUCUCACAGGGAUACUGGGUUUGGGCCUUGCGGCUCCCAAUCUAGCCUUUUCUCAGAUGGUGACCACUUUUGGCUUGGCUGGCAUUGUGGGCUACCACACCGUCUGGGGUGUGACUCCCGCUCUCCACUCACCACUGAUGUCUGUGACUAAUGCAAUCUCAGGGUUGACUGCGGUUGGUGGGUUGGCGCUGAUGGGAGGACAUCUAUAUCCUUCCACGACUUCUCAGGGCCUUGCCGCUCUUGCUACGUUCAUAUCUUCUGUCAACAUUGCAGGUGGCUUUCUGGUGACUCAGAGAAUGCUGGACAUGUUCAAGCGACCCACUGAUCCCCCAGAAUACAAUUACCUGUAUCUGCUCCCUGCCGGCACCUUUGUUGGUGGAUAUUUAGCUGCCCUUUCUAGUGGUUAUAACAUUGAACAAAUCAUGUACCUAGGCUCGGGCUUGUGCUGUGUUGGUGCCCUGGCUGGCCUUUCUACCCAGGGAACAGCUCGUCUUGGCAAUGCUUUGGGCAUGAUUGGGGUUUCUGGAGGCCUGGCAGCCACCCUUGGAAGCCUACAACCAAGCCCGGAACUGUUAACUCAGAUGUCUGGAGCAAUGGCUUUGGGGGGUACCAUUGGAUUGGUGAUUGCCAAGCGCAUCCAGAUUUCUGAUUUACCUCAAUUAGUUGCUGCUUUCCACAGUUUAGUAGGUUUGGCAGCUGUACUCACAUGCGUCGCCGAGUACAUUGUAGAAUAUCCACAUUUUGCUACGGAUGCAGCAGCAAAUCUCACCAAGAUCGUGGCCUACCUCGGCACUUACAUAGGUGGUGUCACCUUCAGUGGAUCUCUUAUUGCCUAUGGAAAAUUGCAGGGUAUACUGAAGUCUGCCCCUCUCCUACUUCCUGGAAGACACUUACUCAACGCAGGCUUGCUGGCUGCUAGUGUAGGUGGGAUGAUCCCAUUCAUGUUGGACCCAAGCUUUACCACUGGCAUUACCUGUCUGGGGUCUGUGUCAGCUCUCUCUGCUGUCAUGGGAGUGACUUUGACGGCUGCUAUUGGGGGUGCUGACAUGCCUGUCGUCAUCACGGUGCUGAACAGCUACUCUGGCUGGGCUCUGUGUGCUGAGGGCUUCUUGCUGAACAACAACCUGCUCACCAUUGUGGGUGCGCUCAUCGGCUCUUCCGGUGCUAUCCUGUCAUACAUCAUGUGUGUGGCAAUGAAUCGGUCCCUGGCUAAUGUGAUUCUUGGAGGCUAUGGUACCACUUCAACAGCUGGUGGAAAACCCAUGGAAAUUUCUGGCACACAUACAGAAAUCAACCUUGACAAUGCAAUUGACAUGAUCCGAGAAGCUAAUAGCAUUAUUAUUACUCCAGGCUAUGGUCUCUGUGCAGCCAAAGCUCAGUACCCCAUUGCCGACUUGGUAAAGAUGCUCACUGAACAAGGGAAAAAGGUCAGGUUUGGAAUUCACCCAGUUGCAGGCCGAAUGCCUGGUCAGCUUAAUGUGCUGCUGGCUGAAGCUGGAGUGCCAUAUGAUAUUGUGCUAGAAAUGGAUGAGAUCAACCAGGAUUUCCCAGACACUGAUUUGGUCCUUGUGAUUGGAGCUAAUGACACUGUUAAUUCUGCUGCUCAAGAAGAUCCCAACUCCAUUAUUGCAGGCAUGCCAGUGCUUGAGGUCUGGAAAUCAAAACAGGUCAUCGUUAUGAAGAGGUCUUUGGGUGUUGGCUAUGCUGCAGUGGACAAUCCAAUCUUCUACAAACCUAACACAGCCAUGCUUCUGGGUGAUGCCAAGAAGACCUGUGAUGCACUGCAGGCAAAAGUUAGAGAAUCCUACCAGAAGUAAAUAUUAAAGAUCAAGCCAUUGUCUGAGACAGCCACUCUUCUUUCUUGGGAACAGGCAAAUAACAUUUCAGUAUACGUGGCUGCUACACAUCUACAGCAAAGCUCUUGGAAGACAAGGAAGACUGAAAAUAGCAAAGCAAAUAAAGGGAGAUUUUUCAAGAGCAAUGAUCCAUCAAUUUUAAAAAAGGAUUGAAAAUUUCUCAAUGUCUGUGUAUAUAUUUUUUUGUGCUAUGAAUCAAAAGUAUUUUUUAAAAGGAGAAAGAGCAGCCUCAGUUUUAGAUGUAAUCUUGUAGGCUUUUUUUUUUUUUUUUAUUCCUCCUCAAUAACCAAAAAUGUUUUUAAAAAUUUAAUGUUUAGGAAUUCAGGACUAACAUUACCCAUUAAAAAUCAGGCACAAUGUAAACAUUGCAGACACCUGUACUUGUGUUUUGUCAACAAAGUGAUUAGUUUGAAACUUGUAUCAACUUCUGAGCUAUCCCCUCCCUUGCAAUUUAACAGUAAUCUAAAUUGAUCAUGUCAAAUUGGUUUUAAUUUUUCAAACUGUUCUUGAGAAAUUAGAUUUCAGGGAUCUAUUUUCUCAUUGCUGUUUUAAUAUAUCAAAGGACUAGGUAAUCUUUCUGAGAUGCUGGAAAGAAAUAAUUUGCUUUAUAUGUUUCAUUAGAACACCAGCAAAGCAUAUAAUUUGAAAUUAGCAUUGUAUUUUUUGAAAAUUCCAUUUCCAAUCAGAGUUCUUCUUAGUUUCAAUCAUUUACAAUAUGUAGUACUGUAUUAAGAGCACUUGAGUGGAAUUCAACUAUUUGACUAAUAAAAUGACUUUAUCAUGUUUGCAAGUGA